CGAAAAUAUGAGAGACAACCAAUGAGAGGCGAGGCCAGCAAUUGUUUUAGGACACCCUGUAUAGUCCAUCGAUGUCCUCGAUGAGUAAAGGGGAGAACCGCCGUGACUGGGACAUUUUUAUGAUAAAAUUAUAUCUGUCUUCAUAUCUAAUCGUGCGUAAUUUAUUCCUAAAGAAUAUAAACACAUUAACAACUUAUCUCUUAAAUAUAACGAGCUUGUUAUUAAACGAUAUAGAAUUUGACUUUUCGUGGCCACAGUGAAUCGGAAUUAUUUGUUGUGCUCUAUGGUACAGGCGUUUCGGAAGAUAAGUGCCAGAUUAAAAUGGUGACAGGUAUUUUUAUCAGAUUAGAUAGCUUCUAUAGAGCACCGUUUCAAAACUCAGUCUUGUACGCGGCGAAACGGAGAACGGCGUGUUAAAAUGAAGGAAAUUCGUUCGGGCGUACUUUUGAUCGCGAUCGCUUGUGGCGCGACUUUAAUAUUAGCUUUCGAUGACAAUGCGCCGUACUGCUUUCAAUUCAGAUGGCUAGUAGCGGCGGAGUUCAACAACGAGUCUGAAAGGUACAAUUGUUCCGGACAGAGGGGCGUUCCUUGCAUCGAACCGGCAUAUAUGCAAAGAGAAUUUCCGAACACGACUGAAAUCUGGGCGGAUCGUUACACCGACCAAUCAUCCUUGUGUAAUUUAGAAGCUGGCGCCGUUUGUUUAAAAUAUACCGUAUCCUUCAACAACGAGUUGGUGAACGCAUCUGUAUUUUGUGGCAAAGUAGUAGAGGAUCGGGUUACGGUCAUAACGUCGGGAUGUUACCAGCAAAAGAAAGAUGGUCACACGAUCGAGCUCUGCGCUUGCCAGUCGAGAAGAGGAGCAGAGCCUUGCAACGCGUCGAAUACAAUAAGUUCCAAUUUUCUCUCGCUGAUCGUUUUCUUAUUCGUGCUCGCGUGCAUCAAUUACUGAAUGUUCGUCGACGUAAAUUUAAGUCGAAGCUGGAGUUCGCAAACGGGAGCUCGAAAUUCUUCCCGGAAUCGUAGGUAUUUGCGGGCUGGGAAGCUCCGUUGUCACCGGGUAAACCGAGACACCGUGUGAAACCUUAAGAACCGCAGGAGAGAACCUUCUGCGAGCCCUUUGGUGAUCCGUGAAAGCACAGUCGGAUAGAUACUCGAAUAAAUAGAAUUAAAGUACAA
Molecule: messenger RNA, 1176 nt
Organism: Megalopta genalis
Lineage: Eukaryota; Metazoa; Arthropoda; Insecta; Hymenoptera; Halictidae
Source: RefSeq, a predicted model, not a curated record